AUGGAGGAAUCCAUGAGGACUCACUAAGAGGAGGAAUCAAAGCGUACUGGUAGUAUCAGCAAUAGUAGCUAGCAAAUAUAAUAACAACCUGACUUUUUCGAUUUCAAUGCUAAUAGUGAAAUUUCUUCAUUACAGGAUAAUAGCAACAGUAAUUAGCAUCCCUAAAUUGGAAGCAAUGUUUACCCCCAAAUCGGAAAUAAUCCUUAUCCUUAAAUUGGUGAUUAUGGACAAACCUAGUUAAGAUUCGGUAUGGCCCCUGGAUAGAGUGAAGAGGAUUAUCUACUUGAAUGUAUGAGUAAUGUUUAAAUAAGUUAACAGAAUAAUCAGCCAAACGCCAACAUCAUUAAUAAUAACUAGCCAAAUAAUGGAAACAACAAUAAACCUUCUUAAUAAUCUAUCGAUGAUCUUCUAAAUAUGUGA
This is a messenger RNA of Stylonychia lemnae, 420 nucleotides long. The record is from the annotation of a GenBank genome assembly. Lineage: Eukaryota; Ciliophora; Spirotrichea; Sporadotrichida; Oxytrichidae.